UGUGUCCAUGGCUAUGAAUAAAUUAAAAAAAUAAAUUGUCUGCGCUGUCAAAACAAAGUGAAUGGGGACCUAAUAUUUUUAUUUGUUAUUAGAAUUUUAAACCAUGGCUGGAUUUUGCCUGAAGGACAGCGACGAGUACUACCUAUCCCUUACAGAACAACCGAAGAGAUUCGACGCAGAUAGUCCAGUGACAAGUGUGUUUUUCGACGAUACUAAUGGCCAGGUGUUUAGCGUACGAUCAGGCGGCAUCGGAGGCGUCACAGUCAACAGCAUGGACGAGUCGAAGUGCACGUCAUUCCAAAUGGAAGAUAAAGGCGCCAUAAUCUCUAUAAAGUUUUCCCCAGACCAGAAGAUAUUAGCAAUCCAACGCAAUCAAGACAACCAGAGUGCUACUGUAGAGUUUGUGAACUUCAAAGAUCUGACACCCACGAAUGUGGAAUACUCUCACACUUGUAAGUGGAAGAAUGCUAAGAUGCUGGGUUUUGUGUGGCCAAGAGUCAAUGAGAUUGCAUUCAUAACAGACCAUGGUAUUGAGUUGUUGCAAGUACUGCCCGAGAAGAAACAGUUGAAGAGUUUGAAAAAUACCACUUUUAGUGGUGCUUGGUUCUCGUGGUGUUCUCAGAGCAACAUUGUGUUGCUGGCCGGGAACAAUGGUGUGCUACUGCAACCAUUCUCACUCAACAACUCCACUGUAACUAAACUACAGAAACUUGAGUUGGAUGCAGCCAAGCCCGUGGUAGAACGAGAUGUGUUCCUACUGCGGUUGUGUGACGCGACUUGGUGUGCCGUGUUCCGGCAUGCGAGCUUGGCCACCGUAGCAGCUCCUGGACCCACAGAGGUUUGGUUGAUGCCAAUUUCAGGCCCGACUGGUUUCCACUACACACAUGUGUUGAAGACUGGUUUAGCAGGACGGUUCGCUGUCAGUGUUGUUGAUGAUCUCAUCAUUGUGCAUCACCAGUCGAGUCAAACGUCGCAAGUGUUCGACAUAAUGGAAGAGUCGGCGGUGGAAGGCGGCAGCGUGUUCCACGUUCCAGUGGUGGCCGGCAGCAGUAUGCGACCCGCCGUGGUCGACGACAGGCCUUGUCCAAUGUACUCUGGUACCUGGGUAGUGUUCCAACCGGACUACAUCAUAGACGCGCGGCUCGGCUGUCUGUGGCAAGUGAAACUUGUACUUUCUGGACUAGCAUAUUCGGUGCCAAAAGACUCAAUUCCAAAGAUCGUUGCGGUUUUGUUGAGGCGCAACAACAGCGACGACACGAUAUAUAGGAUACUGAACCAGCUGGUGAACGAUGCUGCUGUUUACCUGCUAGAGCUCAGCAAGAUAUUCGACGAAAUUAACUCCGUGUACAGGAAGUGGGCGGAGGUGGAGAUGGCUCGCAAUACGGCGGGAGCGAGCGCGGCGCUGGUGGCCGGCGUCAGGCACAGGUCUCGAGCCAUGCUGUCGCAGGAGGAAGUUUGCGCCAGGGUACUGCUGCCCCAUACUGACCAUCCUCUGCUAGUGCAGGUGGUGACGGCAUUCCUGGCAUCUCUAUGGCGGCAGGGCCUGAGCGUGCAGCAAGCAGCCGGAGCGCUGUGUGUGCGCGCUCUAGUGUUGAGAGGUGCACGCGGGCGGCUGCGCGCGCUGGUGCGGCGCGGCGCGCUGGGCGACCACAAGCCGCUCGCCUGCCAGCUGCUCUCCCUCGGGCACCUCGACCGCGCCGCCGCGCAGCUCGCGCUCGACAUGAUGUGGCGGCUCAGGGCCUGCUCGGUCAGUAUCACACUAGUGUUGAGAGGUGCACGCGGGCGGCUGCGCGCGCUGGUGCGGCGCGGCGCGCUGGGCGACCACAAGCCGCUCGCCUGCCAGCUGCUCUCCCUCGGGCACCUCGACCGCGCCGCCGCGCAGCUCGCGCUCGACAUGAUGUGGCGGCUCAGGGCCUGCUCGGUCAGUAUCACACUAGUGUUGAGAGGUGCACGCGGGCGGCUGCGCGCGCUGGUGCGGCGCGGCGCGCUGGGCGACCACAAGCCGCUCGCCUGCCAGCUGCUCUCCCUCGGGCACCUCGACCGCGCCGCCGCGCAGCUCGCGCUCGACAUGAUGUGGCGGCUCAGGGCCUGCUCGGUCAGUAUCACACUAGUGUUGAGAGGUGCACGCGGGCGGCUGCGCGCGCUGGUGCGGCGCGGCGCGCUGGGCGACCACAAGCCGCUCGCCUGCCAGCUGCUCUCCCUCGGGCACCUCGACCGCGCCGCCGCGCAGCUCGCGCUCGACAUGAUGUGGCGGCUCAGGGCCUGCUCGGUCAGUAUCACACUAGUGUUGAGAGGUGCACGCGGGCGGCUGCGCGCGCUGGUGCGGCGCGGCGCGCUGGGCGACCACAAGCCGCUCGCCUGCCAGCUGCUCUCCCUCGGGCACCUCGACCGCGCCGCCGCGCAGCUCGCGCUCGACAUGAUGUGGCGGCUCAGGGCCUGCUCGGUCAGUAUCACACUAGUGUUGAGAGGUGCACGCGGGCGGCUGCGCGCGCUGGUGCGGCGCGGCGCGCUGGGCGACCACAAGCCGCUCGCCUGCCAGCUGCUCUCCCUCGGGCACCUCGACCGCGCCGCCGCGCAGCUCGCGCUCGACAUGAUGUGGCGGCUCAGGGCCUGCUCGGUCAGUAUCACACUAGUGUUGAGAGGUGCACGCGGGCGGCUGCGCGCGCUGGUGCGGCGCGGCGCGCUGGGCGACCACAAGCCGCUCGCCUGCCAGCUGCUCUCCCUCGGGCACCUCGACCGCGCCGCCGCGCAGCUCGCGCUCGACAUGAUGUGGCGGCUCAGGGCCUGCUCGGUCAGUAUCACACUAGUGUUGAGAGGUGCACGCGGGCGGCUGCGCGCGCUGGUGCGGCGCGGCGCGCUGGGCGACCACAAGCCGCUCGCCUGCCAGCUGCUCUCCCUCGGGCACCUCGACCGCGCCGCCGCGCAGCUCGCGCUCGACAUGAUGUGGCGGCUCAGGGCCUGCUCGGUCAGUAUCACACUAGUGUUGAGAGGUGCACGCGGGCGGCUGCGCGCGCUGGUGCGGCGCGGCGCGCUGGGCGACCACAAGCCGCUCGCCUGCCAGCUGCUCUCCCUCGGGCACCUCGACCGCGCCGCCGCGCAGCUCGCGCUCGACAUGAUGUGGCGGCUCAGGGCCUGCUCGGUCAGUAUCACACUAGUGUUGAGAGGUGCACGCGGGCGGCUGCGCGCGCUGGUGCGGCGCGGCGCGCUGGGCGACCACAAGCCGCUCGCCUGCCAGCUGCUCUCCCUCGGGCACCUCGACCGCGCCGCCGCGCAGCUCGCGCUCGACAUGAUGUGGCGGCUCAGGGCCUGCUCGGUCAGUAUCACACUAGUGUUGAGAGGUGCACGCGGGCGGCUGCGCGCGCUGGUGCGGCGCGGCGCGCUGGGCGACCACAAGCCGCUCGCCUGCCAGCUGCUCUCCCUCGGGCACCUCGACCGCGCCGCCGCGCAGCUCGCGCUCGACAUGAUGUGGCGGCUCAGGGCCUGCUCGGUCAGUAUCACACUAGUGUUGAGAGGUGCACGCGGGCGGCUGCGCGCGCUGGUGCGGCGCGGCGCGCUGGGCGACCACAAGCCGCUCGCCUGCCAGCUGCUCUCCCUCGGGCACCUCGACCGCGCCGCCGCGCAGCUCGCGCUCGACAUGAUGUGGCGGCUCAGGGCCUGCUCGGUCAGUAUCACACUAGUGUUGAGAGGUGCACGCGGGCGGCUGCGCGCGCUGGUGCGGCGCGGCGCGCUGGGCGACCACAAGCCGCUCGCCUGCCAGCUGCUCUCCCUCGGGCACCUCGACCGCGCCGCCGCGCAGCUCGCGCUCGACAUGAUGUGGCGGCUCAGGGCCUGCUCGGUCAGUAUCACACUAGUGUUGAGAGGUGCACGCGGGCGGCUGCGCGCGCUGGUGCGGCGCGGCGCGCUGGGCGACCACAAGCCGCUCGCCUGCCAGCUGCUCUCCCUCGGGCACCUCGACCGCGCCGCCGCGCAGCUCGCGCUCGACAUGAUGUGGCGGCUCAGGGCCUGCUCGGUCAGUAUCACACUAGUGUUGAGAGGUGCACGCGGGCGGCUGCGCGCGCUGGUGCGGCGCGGCGCGCUGGGCGACCACAAGCCGCUCGCCUGCCAGCUGCUCUCCCUCGGGCACCUCGACCGCGCCGCCGCGCAGCUCGCGCUCGACAUGAUGUGGCGGCUCAGGGCCUGCUCGGUCAGUAUCACACUAGUGUUGAGAGGUGCACGCGGGCGGCUGCGCGCGCUGGUGCGGCGCGGCGCGCUGGGCGACCACAAGCCGCUCGCCUGCCAGCUGCUCUCCCUCGGGCACCUCGACCGCGCCGCCGCGCAGCUCGCGCUCGACAUGAUGUGGCGGCUCAGGGCCUGCUCGGUCAGUAUCACACUAGUGUUGAGAGGUGCACGCGGGCGGCUGCGCGCGCUGGUGCGGCGCGGCGCGCUGGGCGACCACAAGCCGCUCGCCUGCCAGCUGCUCUCCCUCGGGCACCUCGACCGCGCCGCCGCGCAGCUCGCGCUCGACAUGAUGUGGCGGCUCAGGGCCUGCUCGGUCAGUAUCACACUAGUGUUGAGAGGUGCACGCGGGCGGCUGCGCGCGCUGGUGCGGCGCGGCGCGCUGGGCGACCACAAGCCGCUCGCCUGCCAGCUGCUCUCCCUCGGGCACCUCGACCGCGCCGCCGCGCAGCUCGCGCUCGACAUGAUGUGGCGGCUCAGGGCCUGCUCGGUCAGUAUCACACUAGUGUUGAGAGGUGCACGCGGGCGGCUGCGCGCGCUGGUGCGGCGCGGCGCGCUGGGCGACCACAAGCCGCUCGCCUGCCAGCUGCUCUCCCUCGGGCACCUCGACCGCGCCGCCGCGCAGCUCGCGCUCGACAUGAUGUGGCGGCUCAGGGCCUGCUCGGUCAGUAUCACACUAGUGUUGAGAGGUGCACGCGGGCGGCUGCGCGCGCUGGUGCGGCGCGGCGCGCUGGGCGACCACAAGCCGCUCGCCUGCCAGCUGCUCUCCCUCGGGCACCUCGACCGCGCCGCCGCGCAGCUCGCGCUCGACAUGAUGUGGCGGCUCAGGGCCUGCUCGGUCAGUAUCACACUAGUGUUGAGAGGUGCACGCGGGCGGCUGCGCGCGCUGGUGCGGCGCGGCGCGCUGGGCGACCACAAGCCGCUCGCCUGCCAGCUGCUCUCCCUCGGGCACCUCGACCGCGCCGCCGCGCAGCUCGCGCUCGACAUGAUGUGGCGGCUCAGGGCCUGCUCGGUCAGUAUCACACUAGUGUUGAGAGGUGCACGCGGGCGGCUGCGCGCGCUGGUGCGGCGCGGCGCGCUGGGCGACCACAAGCCGCUCGCCUGCCAGCUGCUCUCCCUCGGGCACCUCGACCGCGCCGCCGCGCAGCUCGCGCUCGACAUGAUGUGGCGGCUCAGGGCCUGCUCGGUCAGUAUCACACUAGUGUUGAGAGGUGCACGCGGGCGGCUGCGCGCGCUGGUGCGGCGCGGCGCGCUGGGCGACCACAAGCCGCUCGCCUGCCAGCUGCUCUCCCUCGGGCACCUCGACCGCGCCGCCGCGCAGCUCGCGCUCGACAUGAUGUGGCGGCUCAGGGCCUGCUCGGUCAGUAUCACACUAGUGUUGAGAGGUGCACGCGGGCGGCUGCGCGCGCUGGUGCGGCGCGGCGCGCUGGGCGACCACAAGCCGCUCGCCUGCCAGCUGCUCUCCCUCGGGCACCUCGACCGCGCCGCCGCGCAGCUCGCGCUCGACAUGAUGUGGCGGCUCAGGGCCUGCUCGGAGGUGGUGGAGGUGCUGCUGAGCUGGGACGAGCCGGUGAGCGCGGUGGGCGCGGCGCGGCAGGCGGACGCGGCGCUGUGGGCCGCGCUGGCGCCGCGCAAGCUGCUCGGCGCGGCGCAGCACUACGCCGCCGCCGCGCGCCGCCCGCACGCCUUCCUCGCCGUCUACCACGCGCUGCUCAACAGGAACGACGCGCUCCGGGGAGCCACGCACUUCUUGAAAGGCGAACAAUGUGAUAGCUACGUGGAGUAUUACAAACAAUUGACAUCAGAACAAUAGUAAAAGCAAAA
Messenger RNA from Manduca sexta (tobacco hornworm), 6039 nucleotides. RefSeq lists its product as uncharacterized. The coding region runs from base 104 to 6028 and encodes 1974 amino acids. Gene Ontology annotation, molecular function: protein binding. Gene Ontology annotation, biological process: regulation of autophagy. The record is from RefSeq and is a predicted model, not a curated record. The transcript is spliced from 13 exons. Gene Ontology annotation, cellular component: late endosome membrane; lysosomal membrane; Mon1-Ccz1 complex. Lineage: Eukaryota; Metazoa; Arthropoda; Insecta; Lepidoptera; Sphingidae.